Lucilia sericata (common green bottle fly) is the source of this 3232-nucleotide messenger RNA. Its product is annotated as protein insensitive-like. The transcript has 2 exons. Gene Ontology annotation, cellular component: nucleus. Lineage: Eukaryota; Metazoa; Arthropoda; Insecta; Diptera; Calliphoridae. Gene Ontology annotation, molecular function: DNA binding; transcription corepressor activity. The record is from RefSeq and is a predicted model, not a curated record. Gene Ontology annotation, biological process: negative regulation of Notch signaling pathway; positive regulation of neuron differentiation. Bases 1855 to 3126 code for a protein of 423 amino acids.
UAAAAGAUGGCGAAAGCUUGCCAGUCAUCAACAACUUUGGCAUCGAAUAUGGCCGGCAAUAAGAUUUCUUGUCGCAAUAGAGGACAGAGUCCUAUUCACGUUUUCAUAAAGUUUUGCAGGUGUCAUUGGACGUAUUGAUACAAAGACAUUGUCAAUGUUAACAUCUCCUUCACUAUUACAAUAAAGUUUUGCAGGUGUCAUUGGAUGUAGUGAUAUAACGACAUUGUAAAUGUUAACUUCUCCUUCACUAUUACUAUUUUCUGAGGCUGAAAAGAUCUUGCUGUUUUGCACUGCUAUUAAGGUUUGUAUGUUUAUAAAUCGAACUUUACUGAUUCUGGACAAACUAUUAGCGCCACAGAGACGUACUCGUAUUUGAGGUUUAAAGGUUAUAUUGCUGCUAGUGCCAUAAAUCAGUCAACUAGAAUGCCAAUUAGAUUAGAAAGAAAUAUAUUUAGAAUUUCUUACUAAAAUACCUUAAUUUUACCUGUCACAGUAAAUUCCAAUUUAUUUUUAUAUACCACCAGCAGGACCAUACAACUGUACACUAAUAAGGCGUUUGUUUAACUGUACUACCUAAAUGAUGAUAUCAAUACAAAAUAUCCUAAUGAGAACUUCAUAAGAAUUGAUGAACAAUUAAUUUAUGCUAAAAGUUUUAAUGGUGGAAAAUUAAGUAUAGACAUUUAACUAUUAGUGUUGUUAUAGUUUACAUUACAUUCCCCUGAUCCAUUUAGACAACCUCAAAACUACUCUCUUGAUUUGUUAAAUGUAGCAUGUUUUUUUUUUUAAUUUCGAUUAGUUUUGGUCCUAGGUCUUUGAGGAGUACUCUUAACACAGUUGCCUCAAUUUUUGUAGAGUUCUUGAGUUGAUGUCUGCUAAUGCCGAUGUUCUUUAGUGAAUUUGUUGAAUUUGACAUAGUAUUUAUAUCAGUCAAUUGAAAGCAUAUUAGGCCCUAAAAGGAGAGCUAGGAUAUUGACAUUUUCCAUAAAUAUGUCUGUAGAUUAAUCGAGUCUUCAAAACCGAACACCAAUACUGACACUAUUGAUGGAUAUAUACAAUAGUUAUAUACAUACAACGACAAAGAAAGUCCAUAAUGUCCACCCCACUUCUUAUACAUUCGUUUGAAUUCAUACGUCCAAUUUUGCAUAGUUGUGCAUUUGUGUGUCCAGUUAGAAUAUGUACAAUUAUACUAUCUUCGAAUUUGCUCGUUCUGAGGACGAGAAACCUUUUCUCGUUAGUGUAACCGCAUAGGAUCUCUGUGGUUCUAAUCACCGUUUCAUUAGUUCACUUACAGAAUUUCCCGCCCAUAUUUUCAACUCAUUCCAGGUUGCAUUCUUUGGGUUCAUUUUCCUUUAAAGCAAAUACAUCGUACUUUCGUUGCCGAUUAAUCCAGAAAGUCCUGGUACACCUUUGAUGCCCAAAGUAUAUAUAUUACAGUCCAAUACGGCCUUAGAUUAAUAUGGUUUCUUGUAAGAUAACUGUGGACAUUUUGAGGUCACAGAUUUAUGUCAGGAGUUAUUUUUUCCGUAGUUCUUAUGAAAUUCUCACUAAUAUUAUUGCUUAAAUAGGAUUAGUAAAUUAUUUGAUGCACCAGCUGUUGGAUUGUAAAAACAAUUGGAAUUUACAAAUUUAGGUAGUUUAGUAAGAAUUUCAAAUGAUCUUUCCUACUAUCCUUGAUCUAAUUGGUAAAAAGACACCCAGAGUCGAUAUUAGCCAACUAUUUAAAGGAGUACGGAGUAAGAAUUUCCAAACAGAACUUAUUUGAACGUCAAAGUAUAAAGUGAUAUUAAAAAAUUAAUCAUCUUUAUAAAAGUUUUACCGAUUUAUAUCCAAAACCAACUAAGAACAAUAUUUAAAAUGGAAGCAAAAAUGGUACAACUACAACCCAUGACAGUAAUGGUUGGAUCUGCCAAUAAAUUCAAAGGCAUUUUGGAAACUGAAGAUCGCCCCCUAAUGGUUAAUGCCUGGUCACAAACUACAAGCGACGAUUUUUCAUAUUUAUAUGAAAUUGAAAAUUUGGAGAAACAAUCUCAAAGAGAAAAGGAACUAGAGGAGAAAAUCAAAAUACUAGAAGAAAAUCUCAAGGCUCACAGCGAAUUGUUAUCACAAAUACAUGCCACCUCCGCUAGGACAUCAGCAUUAUUAUCGCAACAGCAGCAAACAUCAGCUCCAGAACCUAUCAGUAAUGUUAACUGCAAUAGUAACACUAAUAGCAAUAUUAUAAAUGGUAUAGCACAAUCAAGUCCAAAAAUUGUCAACACCGUAAACUCCAUUUCCCAAGUGAAUUGUUCUCCUAGUGAAAGUGUUAAAUACACCAUUAUUGCUGAAGGUAUAGCAAAUCAUAGUGGUGAACCGAUUGAAAUUGAGCUGGCAGAAGAUGAUGGAGCAUUAAAUUUAAAUAGUUCAGCUGAUUCCGAGCGCUUGGAAAUUUGUCUGGAGCCCGAAGAAAAUAUAGAGGUUAAAACUGAAUACAAUAUUGAGAAUAAUCGAGUUGUUGAAACAUUAUCAGAUACUACACCCAAUGAGCAGCAUUUUAUAAAGAAGCGGAAGCUGACCUCAGAGCAGCUAGAUGUUUCCUAUAAACCUCCUGUACAAAAACGUUUCAGUAAUGGUAAUAGUUUGCCCAAGACCGGUAAAGUUCAAAUUAAAAACAUCCAAACCUUAACACCAGUGCAAAUCAAUAAGACCUCUAUAGCCUCAGAAAAUAGUAAUUCACCAUCGUUUAAUAGUGAAGGUGGCGUCAAUAUUGACAACGUCAUGGUGUCCAUAGGACCCAAUAAUACCCGCAUACCAGCGAAACUUUAUGAAAAUAUGAAUUGGACUUCCGCCUCGAUUGCGACAAGAAAACUUCUUAUGGCCAUAUUCGAUCGCAAAGUCUUGGCCACACAUUCGAUGACCGGUAGACCUUCGCCAGCUUUUAAGGAUCAAGGCAAACCCCUUAAGCAAAUGUUGGAUCCAUUAAUCAUAGCCGAUAUUAUAUUCGCCGUUACACGCAAGUGCAAUGUUUCCGAUAAGGAAGUGCGCAAUGCCAUCACUACCAAAUGUGCCGACGAAAAUAAAAUGAUGAAAUUACAAAUUAACAAACGCACGCCUAUGAGAGGAAUGAAUAAAGAAAAUAUGAAUUAUUAAUAAAAUUUAUUUUUUUUUUGUUAUAUUAUUAAUUAUUAAGAUUUAUUUAGAAUUAAGUAUAAUAUAAGCUCUCUUUACAAAUCAAGUUUUGUAAAUAAAAAAGUUU